Molecule: messenger RNA, 4749 nt
Organism: Symsagittifera roscoffensis
Lineage: Eukaryota; Metazoa; Xenacoelomorpha; Acoela; Convolutidae
Product: erythroid differentiation-related factor 1-like
Exons: 13
Coding region: 764-4654 (1296 amino acids)
Biological process (GO): positive regulation of DNA-templated transcription
Molecular function (GO): protein binding
Source: RefSeq, a predicted model, not a curated record
CUAAAUUUGAGUGUAGUCGGAUUGUUUAUUGAUUUUUGACAAGUGGGUUGGGUAUAGGCAAUUUUUGGUGAGGAGAAGUGUGAGUGUCUAAGAAUUAGCUUUCUAGUUUUGUUUUUAUUUAUGGGAUGAUCGGGGUUAUUCAGGAGUCAUUCGUACUUUAGGCUAAAUGAUCAUGUCCUAUUUUUACUUUAGGCUAAUUUUUUAUUUUUCCUUAAGACAAUUUGGAGUGUAAGUUCUACCCUCUUUUGGUACGCUCACAACACGUUGGCGCGGCUGAGGCGGUCACUAUUCUGCAGCUUGAGUUUGUGCUGCUUGAACAACCAUUCUGCUUAUUGCACCCACCACCUCCAUAUAUUGCAUUGCAACUUUGUCUUCGUUUUUGGUUAUUCCCACUUAAUUCUGAUUACGAGAGAAAGAAAAGCACCAUUCAGGUUGUUGGUAUGUGAAGUACUGACUAUUUUUUGCUAUGCUUUGAGUUGCAUUAUGCAUAUAUGCAGCAUUUCUAGAAUGUUCUAGCAACCAAUUGUUCUAAAAUAUUCCUACAAUGCGAUCUGUUCAACUGCGUAAUUCAUUUGUGUUUUUACCGAAGCUACGAUACAAUAUAUUGUAAAACAGUGGUCAGUUGAAUUCUAUCGACCAGAAAAGUUCAUCUGAAGACUUUAUUGGUGAAUUCUUUAUCUUCAGAUAGUUAUUGUUACCUUAAAUUGAUUAUCGCGAUAAGUUAUCGAAAUUCGGAUCCGUCCAAUAAUCGGCCUUUCGAGACAUGGCGGAGAAUAGUUUAAAGUCAACGGCAGUUGUCAAGUUUGACCCCUUCAAACUUCCGGAUCAGUUCAACAAGGUAGCCCCACAGACUGAUCUGCACAAAAUACCGGAAGACUGGCUGUUGGAUGAGAAAGACUAUUCUCUGGAUACGCUGGGAUCCACUUCUAAUCCAGUCAUUCCGAGACCAACUGCGGCCGCGUCUCAGCCGCUCAGUUUGGUGUCGGCGCCUGGAGGCAGUUUCAACAUGGCGUAUAAUAACGUGGAUAUGGUCGGCGACGUAGAUGUCAUUGCUCAUUCUGAUGUUGUGAAGAAACUUAUUCGUCUUCCAUUUGACAAGCGUCAGUUGAGUAUCGUUGUGCACCGAAUCGGAAAGACUCUUCUACUGGAUGAGUUCGACAUCCUUGCUCUGCUAAUUGCCACACAGGAAACCGAGUGGCAAUGGAUUCGAGAGUUUGUCCAGAAUCAUGUCUUGGAUGAUCUCAAAAGAAAGAAUCUUCAUAUUAAGAGACCAUACGGUCGAUCAACUCCAGCGGCAAUGGAGCACAGCAUGAUGUCCAAAUUCCUCCACUACAGCGUGCCAAAGAUGCUCGGGUCCCAGUCUUCCUUCUCGGAAGAAACAGUCAUAGCUCCUCCAUCCGACAACGAGAUUCUAAAUCUACCCGAACCGAACCUCAAAAUCGCAGGACUUUCUGAAGCCGAGAAAAUUGAGGACUCUUCGCGAACUGUUUUAUGGGAGUUUGAAAAUAUGCAGAUGUUAUUGGGAAGUAACUUGCCCAUCUUUGGAGGCGCCGAUCACCCAGUUGUCAGCUUGAGACUGCAUGAUGAUUCCAAGCCCAUCAAUGUGUUGACUGGACUAGAUUACUGGCUGGAUAACUUGAUUUGCAAUGUGCCGGAAUUGGCCAUGUGCUUUCAUAUUAAUGGAAUUGUGCAAAAAUACGAGGUUUACAAAACUAUGGACAUUCCAAACUUGGAGUCGAGCAAAUUUUCCCCGACUGCAGUUCGAGACAUCGCACAGAAUAUUCUCUCAUUCCUGAAUAACAACUGCACGAAAGAAGGACACACUUACUGGUUGUUCAAACCACACGGUGAUGAAAUCGUGAAGCUCUACGACUUGACAUCAAUCUGCGAGACCACUUCGAACGAGCAGGAAACUUUGGGAUCCUCUCAGGCCAUGCACAACCCAUUUGCAAUUCCAGUGGCUUUCUUGCUCUACCGAGUGGCUAAGAAUUUGGUGGCCAAAUUCUCACAUGACAGCGAAAGGUCUUCAAAAGUGCGUGAUACCGUUUAUUCGCUGUUACGCAAUGCGCUAAAACUCAUUCGUGACGUUAGGACGCAAUCCGAAACUACGUCCUCAGCAGGCUCCUCUUUUUCCGCAGAUGCGCAGUUCAAAAAUUUGGAAGGAUGUAUUUACUUCUUACUGGUUCAGUUGUAUAUUCCGUCCGGACCAUGGAAAGACUGGGCUUCCGGAAGUAGCGAGGAUACGGAAAGUGUGGAUGACCUUGGAAGCGAGUGUGGAGACAGUCUGAACACCGAUUUAGACGACGCUUCCACCAGAACAAACAGCCCGGACCUUGGCGGAUCCCAAAAACCUGGAGAGGGUCCCAAUAGUUCAGACGGGCAAGAGUCGGAUGUAUAUAAGGGUGUUUCGAUUGAGAGAAAGACUCUGCUGAAUAAAUCAGAUCGCAGUUUGAUAAAAGAGCAUCGCAAGGCACACGAAUACUCGCAUUUGGACUUGACUAUCGAGGAGAGAUGCAGAUCGGCUUUAGAAUACACUUUGAAGUGCUUCCAGUUUCUGGACUCAUACUCUUUCGAGCACAGGAGCUCUGAUCUCCCAAAAUCUAACGCUGAUCAAUCUGAUGAAACGUCAUUGAUCUCAGUAGAUGCUGCUAAAACAUGGAAAGACAGCAUCAGAUGCAGCCUGCAAUACAAACUAGCUGUCAUUUUGUCCACUUUUGGGCUCCAAUUCUUCGAAACUGGAAAAUAUGGACGUGCUUUUCGCUAUUUGAAACUUGCACUUUCAUCCUGCUGUUCAAUUGGAGUUGCAAGUGAGCUAAAAUGCGACGAAACCAGUGGAGAAAAACAGGAUGAAAAAGGAACUGAAGAUGCCAAACGAGGAUCUUUGCUGUUGGGAAAGAUUCUACAGUUGAUGGGUGAUGUUUUCAUGUUCUUUGCGAGCUGCACCAAAAGUCCAGAGCAGGCGGAACUGCAUAUUGAGGAGGCGACUAAAGGUCACACAGAGAUUGAACUUCAGUUGUCGUGUUAUUUGACACCGGACAACAAUGAAAUUUAUGCCAAAAUGGACCAACAUUCAAUAUGCGGCGAUUACGAGAGAUGUAUUGAUUCGGCGGCUGGAAUCUACAACAUAUGUCGAGAUCAUAUGGCCACGACUAACUAUUCUUCACUUGCCAAAAACACAAGAGACGAAUUCUCGAAUGUCCUCGAACAGAAAUGGAGCUCAACUUACAAAACACAACAGCAGAAAAACACGUUAAGUAAAUCUGAUCAAAGCCGAUCAAAGAAAUCCCGCUCAAAAAAUUCUUCCGAAAAGUUGAAUAAAAAACCGAGCUCGACAAAUGAGGUAAGAAUUGCAAAGAAAUCGCCUGCCGCAAUAGACGUACAAGAGUGGGCUUUCAAAGGGGAGGGCUACUUGUUGAAACGAAUGGGCAAUGUUAACAACGAGUUGGGCAGAAUGUAUGAGAACAGGCUGAUGGCGUCAUGUUCUUCAGUUUCUGAAACAGGUGAAAUUCCAUAUGAAGCGGAAGAUCUUCUGAAAUUAUCAAAGAGUCACUUCGAAAAAGCGCACGAUUACUUCGCUCAGAUCGGAGACCGGGCCAACGUUGGAUUGGUGGUCGGAAACACCGGACGUCUGUGUAGAAUAUGGGCGUAUUUGUUGAACUUGCAAAGCACGAGUGAACAGAAAUCUCCGACUGGCAAUACGGAGCAGGAAGACGAAGUUUCAGAUACCAAUAAAGCAGUUGAAGAAAGUGGGGUGCCAUCGGCGGUUAAAAGCUACUAUUACAAGGCAAUAGAUUAUUACAGACAGGCGCUGGUUAAUCUCGAGAACACUGGAGACUCGAAUUUAGUCAGUGGAAUGACAUGGGAUCUAUGCACUACAUAUUUCACUUUAGGACGACUAGUCCAAGACAACGCCAGUACUCAGACACCGAAAGAGAGAGAAAGGUCAAAGCAAGAAGUCAUUGACAAUUUGACAAAAGCUAUGAAGUAUUGCAUUCCGCCACCCAAUAUAUGCGAGAAAAAAGUGUCAGAAAAUGAUAUCUUGUUGAAAGAGAGACACUUGAUCCGCCUAGGAGAAAUUCAUCAACGUUUGGGAUCUUUGUACCAUCAUGCGUACAGGUUCGACGAGAAUGCGGAGAAGUCAAUGCAUGCUUUGGCAGAAUUCCACUACUCGAAGGCGGCUGAUUGUUUCCACGUGGACCAAAGGGAGCAGGAGGAGAGCUCAGGUUCAGCUGAGAUUGAGAAUGCACGACUGGACCGAGAUGACCUGUAUGCGAGAGUACAACUGGAAAGAGUGGCUUUGUUAGAAUUUCAACUGAACAGUGCAACAAUUCCUAAGCUGAUCUGCAAAAUGCUCAACACAUCAGUGGCUAUUCUGAGCGAAGCCUUCGCAGCCCUGGAAAGACUAGAUUUUGAAAAACAUUCUCUAUCGACUGUGUUCAUUCAGCAAAUCAGGAAAGUUCUGCUCUUCAGUUUCAAAUUCUACUCGUCUUCAGCAGGUCCCAAGAAAAAUAGUGGGAUCAAAAAUGACGUGCAAUCGAGAGACAAGCUGAAAGCUCUGUACGCAAGAUCCUUAAAAGCAGACGUUACAAACUGCCAAGAUUGGCUGGACAUUUUAAAACAGUUUAGAAAUUUAAUGAUCACUAUGUCCAUCUAGAUCACUUUUUCCAUGUAGCAUAAGUGGCGACAUUAAAAUUGCGAUAAAGAAAUUGAUUUGUUGAAUUAAAAUCUAUUUUGUUGUCUACUCCAAAA